AUGCCUAAUUACACUUGUUGGUCAAAACAUGGGGAAUCACGGAUUGAUGGUGCCACAACAUCGACUAAUAUAGACAAUGAGGAUAAUGAAAAUCUCUUAUAUGAUGGCAAUUUAAACGUUGAUGAUUUAAAUGAUGACGAUUUAAAUGGUGACGACUUAACUGAUGACAAUUUAAAUGAUAAAAACUUAGAUGACAUGUUUAAGGAUUUAGAGAAUGAUAUCGACGAUGAUGAUUAUAUAAAAUUACAACAUCUAAUUGAAGACGCACAAAAACCAUUAUACAACGAUUGUGAGAUUUCAAAACUUGAAGCUCUGUUGAAGUUAUUUAACUUGAAAGCAAAAAACAGAUGGAGCGAUACAAGUUUCACAGAUCUAUUAGUUGUUUUGCAUGACAUACUUCCGAAAGAUAACGAGCUACCAAUUUCAUUUUACCAAGCCAAAAAAAUGAUGAAUCCAAUAGGAUUGGAAGUGGAAAGAAUACAUGCAUGCCCGAAUGAUUGCAUCUUGUAUAGAAAUGAGUAUGAGAGCAGUCAUAAAUGUGUUGUAUGUGACGAAUCUAGGUACAAGAGAAAAAGUAAAACCGGUGAAUAUCAUAAUGAUGUGACGAAAAAUGGACCACCAGCCAAAGUAAUGUGGUAUUUUCCAAUUAUACCAAGACUAAAACGGUUAUUUUCAAACGAGAAAGAAGCAAAAUUGUUACGUUGGCAUUCUGAUGAGCGUAUAAAAGAUGGGAAAUUAAGACAUGUGGCAGAUUCGAUUCAAUGGAGAAAUUUUGAUAGGAAAUAUCCAGAAUUCGGUAAUGAGGCUAGGAACAUAAGGUUUGGGCUUAGUUCCGAUGGAUUCAAUCCUUUCGGAAACGCUAGUAGUGGUCAUAGUACAUGGUCGGUUCUUCUUUGCAUCUACAAUCUUCCACCGUGGUUAUGCAUGAAACGAAAAUACAUAAUGAUGUCGUUGUUGAUUCAGGGUCCGAAACAACCUGGUAAUAAGAUUGAUACUUAUUUGUCCCCUCUGAUUGAUGACCUAAAAACUUUAUGGAGUUCUGGAGCAGAUGUGUAUGAUGCUUAUAAGAAGGAAUAUUUUAAAUUGAGUGCCAUGAUUUUUUGCACCAUAAAUGAUUUCCCAGUGUACGCUAAUUUAUCAGGAUAUAGUACGAAAGGUAAAAAAGCUUGUCCUGUUUGUGAAGACGAGACAAGUUCGGUGUGGUUAAAUAAUUGCAGAAAAACGGUAUACACGGGACACCGAAGGUUCCUUCCGCGUGGUCACACUUAUCGGUUUAACACAAAGGACUUUAAUGGAAGUACCGAGACUGGAAAAGCACCCAAGAAUUUUGAUGCAUUUUCACGAGUUACAAAUCUAGAAACCGUGUUGGGAAAAAGAACUCGUGUAAAGCAAGGUGUUAAUUGGAAAAGAAGAUCAAUCUUUUGGGACUUACCAUACUGGAGACAUUUACAAGUUAGGCAUUGUCUAGAUGUUAUGCAUAUCGAGAAAAAUGUAUGUGAUAGCUUGAUAGGAUUAUUAUUAGACAUUCCCGGAAAAACUAAAGAUGGUAUCAAUGUUCGUAAAGAUAUGGAAGAAAUGGGAAUACGUAAAGAGCUUGCUCCUGUUGAUAAAGGUAAUCGUAUUUAUCUGCCACCUGUGUGUUAUACAAUGUCAAAGGAAGAGAAAACAAAGUUUUGUACGUGUUUACACAAUAUUAAAGUUCCAUCUUGCUACUCUGCAAACAUUGGAAAGUUGGUGUCGAUGAAAGACCGUAAAUUAAUUGGUAUGAAGUCUCAUGAUUGCCAUGUUUUGAUGACACAUAUGAUUCCUAUUGCUAUCCGUGGAUUGUUACCAGAGAGCACACGACACACGAUCACAAAACUUUGUUUGUUUUUUAACAUGAUUCAGUCAAAAGUUAUUGAUCCUGAGGAAUUGGAUGUAUGGCAGAAAGAAAUUAUCAUCACGUUGUGUGAACUAGAAAAGUACUUUCCACCGUCCUUUUUUGAUGUGAUGGUUCAUCUGGUGAUUCAUAUCAUUGGAGAAAUCAAGGCUUGUGGUCCUGUAUUUUUGCGUUAUAUGUACCCUUUUGAAAGGUAUAUGGGUGUCUUGAAAGGUUUUGUAAGAACUCGUAGUCAUCCUGAGGGUAGUAUUGCUACAGGAUAUGCUGCCGAGGAGGUGAUUGAAUUUUGUACAAGUUAUGUGGAAGGUGCCAAAAGUAUUGGUCAACCAGAUUCUCGUCACUCCGGUAAACUUCAAGGGGUAGGAGGCGUGUGUAUGAAAAUAUUGAACCCAAGUAACGAUGAUUUAAAACUUGCACAUUUCUAUGUCCUAAAACACAUGACUUGUCUUGCUCCGUAUGUCAAUGAACACUUGAAGUUAUUGCAAUCAACCUACCCGAACAAGAGCAAAAUGUGGCAUGAAAUUAAGCAUAACAAAGAAUUUUCUUCUUGGAUGAAAGAAAAGGUAACUAAUGGUCAAUCAGUUGUUGAACCACUUGUAGAAAAAUUGGGGCAAGGUCCGGACUAUAGAGUAAAAUCUUACCAGGGGUAUGUCAUGAACGGAUAUACAUUUUACACAAAAAAACAAGAUGAGAAAAGUACAAUGCAGAAUAACGGAGUUACACUAAUAGCAUCAACAACUAGAUUUGAUCGGACGAAUCCUGAUAUAAGGUUAGAUAUUGCCAGGGAGUCUUAUUAUGGUGUCAUCCAAGAAAUUUGGGAGCUCAACUACAGAACUUUCACUGUCCCUGUUUUUAAAUGCAAGUGGGUGAAUAACAACACAGGUGUUCAAGUUGACAAAUACGGCUUUACACUUGUUGACCUUGCAACUAAUGGCUACCAAUCUGAACCAUUUAUUCUCGCUUCACAUUGCACACAAGUUUUCUUUGUAAAUGACCCAAGUAAACCAAGAUACCACAUCGUUUUACAAGGCAAACGGCGUAUCCUUGGUGUUGAUAAUGUUGUUGACGAGGAAGAAUACAACCAUUUUGAUGACCUACCUCCAUUUUCUGUUGGUAUUGAGCCGUUAACUGAGCCAACUAAGGGUGUCGCAUACUCGCGAACUGACCACACUGAUGGGAUAUAUGUUGACCCACCACGUUAA
Messenger RNA from Helianthus annuus (common sunflower), 3081 nucleotides. RefSeq lists its product as uncharacterized. Lineage: Eukaryota; Viridiplantae; Streptophyta; Magnoliopsida; Asterales; Asteraceae. Bases 1 to 3081 code for a protein of 1026 amino acids. The transcript has a single exon. The record is from RefSeq and is a predicted model, not a curated record.